This is a messenger RNA of Jaculus jaculus (lesser Egyptian jerboa), 1792 nucleotides long. It is a transcript of the gene Tmod2, whose product is annotated as tropomodulin 2. Gene Ontology annotation, molecular function: tropomyosin binding. The coding region runs from base 158 to 1213 and encodes 351 amino acids. Gene Ontology annotation, cellular component: striated muscle thin filament; myofibril. NCBI's taxonomy places the organism in Eukaryota, Metazoa, Chordata, Mammalia, Rodentia, Dipodidae. The transcript is spliced from 10 exons. Gene Ontology annotation, biological process: myofibril assembly; pointed-end actin filament capping; muscle contraction. The record is from RefSeq and is a predicted model, not a curated record.
GCUCGCCCGGCCCGGCGCCGCCCCCGCUCGUCCCGCCAGCUGCUGCGGGCUGGCCCCUGCGGCCCGCCUCGUCCGCUCGGGCAUGGGCGCACGCACCGCCUGAAGUCUCAGGAAGCUGGCCCACUUCAAGGUGCAUGUAAAAGGAGUAUAAGACACCAUGGCGCUCCCCUUUCAGAAGGAGCUGGAGAAAUACAAGAACAUUGAUGAAGAUGAGCUUCUUGGCAAGCUCUCAGAAGAGGAACUGAAACAGUUGGAAAAUGUUCUAGAUGACCUAGAUCCAGAGAGUGCCAUGCUGCCAGCUGGAUUCCGACAGAAAGACCAGACCCAGAAAGCAGUCACUGGUCCUUUUGACCGGGAGCACCUCCUCAUGUACCUGGAGAAGGAGGCUUUGGAACAGAAAGACAGGGAGGACUUUGUGCCCUUCACCGGAGAAAAGAAAGGGAGAGUCUUCAUCCCCAAAGAAAAGCCUGUCGAAACUCAGAAAGAAGAAAAGGUGACCCUGGACCCAGAGCUGGAAGAAGCUUUGGCCAGUGCCUCUGACACUGAACUCUAUGACCUUGCGGCUGUCCUUGGAGUGCACAAUUUGCUCAACAAUCCAAAGUUUGAUGAAGAAACAGCCAAUGGCAAGGGUGGCAAGGGACCGGUCAGGAAUGUGGUCAAAGGUGAAAAAGUCAAGCCAAUAUUUGAGGAACCACCCAAUCCCACAAAUGUAGAAGCAAGUCUGCAACAAAUGAAAGCCAAUGACCCCAGCCUACAAGAGAUUAACCUCAACAACAUCAAGAACAUUCCAAUCCCGACCCUAAAGGACUUUGCAAAGGCUCUGGAGACCAACACUCAUGUGAAGAAAUUCAGCCUGGCAGCCACCCGCAGCAAUGACCCAGUAGCCAUUGCUUUUGCAGAUAUGCUGAAAGUAAACAAGACUUUGAAAAGUCUAAACAUAGAAUCCAAUUUUAUCACCGGAACUGGAAUCCUGGCCCUGGUGGAGGCACUGAGAGAAAAUGACACCUUGACAGAAAUCAAGAUUGACAACCAGAGGCAACAGCUGGGAACAGCUGUGGAGAUGGAGAUUGCCCAGAUGCUGGAGGAGAACUCUCGGAUCCUCAAGUUUGGGUACCAGUUUACCAAGCAAGGGCCACGGACAAGAGUGGCAGCUGCCAUCACCAAGAAUAAUGACCUGGUUCGUAAGAAGAGAGUUGAAGGAGACCGGAGGUAAACUUCCAUGAGAAGAGGUGAUUUCACCAUGCAAUCAUUUGAAAACAGACACUCUUCCCCUUCUCCCUGGGACCAUUUUAUUUAAGGUUCAUUUCCGUUAACCAUAUAACGAAUAAUUUAAUUGUUAUUCUUUUGUAGCACUACUUAUUUAUCUUGGAUUCUUAAACAUAUACAAUUGUCUUACUUGUUCCUGGGUACUCUGGCAAUUUGUACAAGUAGACUGAUCAGAUCUCAUAUGGUGAUAACACUACAAUGAUAUUAACUCUUUCAUACUGGGUUGUCUUGAUUUGUCACAUGAACAUUUUUUACUCACUGAACAGGAUUUAGUAUAUAAUACAUGUUUGUAACUGUGAUUAUGAUAGAGGCCUUUCUCUGUUUACAUGCAUAGUUUUGAGUUAGGCUAAGUACAUCAGAAGUGUUCUGCUGAUCACAUGAGAAGUUAAUAUUGCCAAUGUCCUGGGUGAGAAAAUGUAACCAAAUUAUCUGUUAAUUCCAGAAAAAAAAAAUCACUAAAGGCAUAUGCUAAGCUGGUUGCAGAUCAGUGGUAUCCCCUCCAUCAAGCACUUUUAACACAGCAUUA